AUACAUGUUUCCAGUGAGACUGAGAGCUGACUUGAGACUGACGCCUGUAAAGUUGAGCAGAGUAAAGCAGCAGGAGACAGAGCUUCCAGCUGCUCUCUGCUGCUCCUCCCACCUGCAGCAACUCAGGAUCCAGUUGCAGGUUAGUUUUCACCCAGCGAGGAGCAACAUAGAGAGGUUUAAACUGGUCUGGAAAGGGUCAGACACGGCUGCAGAAAACAACCUUAGCUAAAGCAAAAUCUAUCCAAAAGAACCUUAACCACCGUUUCAAUAUAUGAUUUUAUACAAUGGAUAAAGCACACACAGUUUGUGUUAACAACUGACACUGACUUGACUUGGAAGAACAGAACCAGAACUUUGGGAGCUUCAAAAAGAACUGUAUGAACUGAAGCACUGAUCAUGUUGAGCCACUAGACACUAACUCAAAGCAGUGGAAAGCAGCGAGUGGCAGCAGUCAUCAUGAUCGACCUGAGUUUCCUGACGGAGGAGGAGCAGGAGGUCAUCCUGGCUGUGUUGAGAAGAGAUGCUGAGCUGAAGAAGGCUGAGGAACAGCGAGUCCAGAACCUACAGAAGACUGUGAGUGGGGGCCAGCUGCGGUACAUGACUGGAGAAUGGUUCUACGAGACCAAGCAGCUUCGUCAUCAGGAUCGCAUCCAUGGCUCCGAGAUCAUCAUGGCCUCCAUCAGACACUCACAUAAACCCCUGACUACAUUGGAGCUCCCCGAGAUAUGGCCUGAGAAGCCAAGUGAUGUCAGCAGUGAAAAUAAAGACGUGUUCGUCCCACCUGUACUCUGUGGAGUCCUUCAAAAGCCUGAAUGUCAAAACCAGAAGCCAUAUGAAACACCUCAAGAUACACCAAAGCCAGUUUUACAGUCGCCCACAAAGCAAAGGAAAAAUCCAUUCAACAGUGAUGUCAUUGCAAAUCACCCUUUUGAAGAAAAGGACAGUCAGUUAUUGGACGGAGCAGUGGAUCAAACCCAGACACCGAAUGAGGAGCCUUUACCAUCAUCUGAUACCUGCAUUUCUUAUGCUAGUAACAUUAAACAAGACCUUAAUGACAGCCCGAAUGCAUUUGUUCCCAUGCCAAUGCCCGAAAACAGAGAAGUGAUCACCAGUUCUCAGCACUGUUUUUUUGAGGAAGACAGGCAAGGAGAUCAGCAGACUAACACUGCUGCUCCGAGGGGCAUCCUCAAGCGCUUGUCCAUUUCUAGCUCCACAGACUCUCUGUUCUCUCACCUGGACCUGCAGAGUCCAGCUAGCCUGGAUUCUCUCUCUGAGACCUGGAUAGACAGGAAGCAGGUGAGGUUCAGCUACACAGUCGGUUGGAGCGGAGUGGAGUGGCAAGAUGGGAAGGAGCUGGGAGAGCACAGUUUGCUAGACGUCGACUCCAUCACUCCCUCUGAGCUUGAAAGUAAUAGUGACCUUGACCAUACUGGCAGUACCACUGUUGGCACAUGUAGGCCUUUACUUAGACAGAGUCAAGUGGAUUCACAGGAAGGUGAACUCAAUUGCAAAGAUGAGGCAAGCCUCCAAGAGCAAGAAGCUGGCCAACACCCUGUCCUUGGUGAUGUCUCUGAGCACUGUCAUUCAGAGGUCCUAAGCCAUGCAGUGCCCAAACUCGUUUCUGCUGAGCAGGAGUCAGGUAAGCCUGUUCACCUGGAGACAGAGCCUGAAGAGGAACAGCACUCUCAGGCUAAAGCCACAGACUGGCCAACUGGACACAACAUCCAUCCCCAAAAGCUUCCUGAACAAAGAACUGACAUUUCUGUUGAGGUCACCUCAGAUACCAAGCCGUCUAAUGGCAGCUCAAAGGGUUCAUCUCAUGCUGUUUCACCAAAGCCUAGACACAUUUUUGAGAAAGAGAGAACUGCUGAAGUACAGAGUCCACAAAAAGAAGAGGUAAAGGUACCAAAGCAGAAAGAACCAGGCAACACCCAGAAUCUCUCUCAAGGUGCUGCAGAUACGACCGUGAACAAAUGUGCAAGUGUCAAACAGGAAGCUAAACCCUCUGAGAUGACAGAAGUCAGACCACUACCACUGACAGCACUGCAGAACACUCCGUUUGAAGAAACAGUGACCUCAGUAGAUGCAGACACUCAACAGGAGGCAACAGAAGGCAGAGUUGUUCAGCUUCCAGAGAGACUAUCCAAUCUGAAAACUUUCUGGGAGAGAGAAAACCAUGGUCCCAAAAUAAUAUUUACCAGAGAAGAGGCAAGGAGCGAAGAUAUCACCAAAAGAGGAAUAGAAGCUUCACAUGGCUGUCAGACUAACUCUGAUGUGAAGAGCAUGAACAACAAUCUCUCACCUGAAAUGGAAAUGACAGUUGAGGAUACUGUUGGCAGGUCCCAAGAAAAGAGUUUGUCACCAAAGACUGACUACAUCUUCUUAAUAGAUUUAUCUAAAGAAGAUGGCACAUAUAGAGCUAACCCAGUCCUCAUCUAUGAAGAGACAGAUGACUCUUUAACAGGUUCAGUAACAGAGUCACAGAUUUCUGAGCCACAGGAAAACGUCAUGGCUCCUGUACCUUCCUCUGUAGCCUUCAACACCCAAAAGCAAGAGAGGGAUAUUCCAGUUCCCCCUCCCAGACAGUCCAGUUCAAGUCCUCAAGAGGACAGUCCAACAUCCAGUAACACAGUGGUUUCCCCACAGGCUGAUCUGAGAACAUCCAUAGAUAACAGAGAGAAGACUGAGGGAGAGGCACAAGCGUCUCCAUACAAAACCAAGUCUAAUGUUGUUUUGAAAUCAUUAAAAGUGACAGACAAGAGUUUUGUCAGUCAGAGUCCAGACAGGUCACAGCUGAGGAGUCUUGGUAGUACUGGGGAUGUCCAGUCAACAUGUCACCAAUCCCAAGUCAAGGCUAAUACAGAGCAUCAAGAAAGACCCCUCAGUGCUAGUAAAUCCCAAACUCCAAGAUCAAAAGACCAGGAUGACGAAGUCAGGAGGAGUCCAUUAAAGACCUUCCAUCCAAGGGUCCUACCUAGAGAAUCAUCCAGUCCUAAGAGAUCCAAGCAGGAAAGCUCUCCCUUGAAAACCUUUUCAAUAGACAUCAACCCCCAAACUAAGGUGGUUGAAGAACAAGAAGUGAAGCCGACACCAGUACCAAGACAGAAGAAGAGUCCCUCACACGAAACUAUGCAGACAGACACUAACCCUAGCACAGACAUCACCUCUCGUCCUCUCCCUUUACUUUCAGAGGACAGAGCGGCUUAUUUUGGCAAUGAGAAUACACAACAAAGUAGUUCAAGCUCCUUUACUUCAACACAAUCCCAAAAAGCUUCAGAAGAGAAGUUGGGGACCUUUACAAGCCUUGCCAGAUCUCUCAUCCCUCAGGAUUAUCAGCACUACCUUGGGCCACAGGAGAAGGCCCAUGUCCCUCCUUUUCACCAAGACAGAGCUGUUGCGGCAGAAACGGAAGUGGAACACACACCACAAAAUGCCCUCAGAGACUUUGUGGGAAACCAGAGAGACAGUUCCACUGUGGGGAAUCCUCCCGGAGUCACUUCUUCGAUUGUGCAAAAUAAAGACGGCUACUCCAGCCAAAACACAACAACCAGGGCCUGGUCUCUGUCUCGGGCAAGUUCAGGCAGUCAUGAUGACAGUUCUACGCCCAUCAUUCCAGCCCUUGAACGAUUAUCUUCAAGGAACAUGUCCUCAUCCAAAAGUCUGGAAAACCUCACCUCACAAACAAUUUCUUUGCUUCCACCAUCAGCCUCAACUCUCCCCAACUCACAGCAGAUGAAAAGCAGUGUGUCAGUGACUGUUCUUAAGCAGGACGAGACAGACAGUGACGGCACUUUUGAGACCAUCUUGGGCUGGAGAAGAAACACGGGCAGCUCCUCAUCUAACUUAAGUCUCUCCUCAGGAAUGGCCUCCAUGUCGUCUGUCAGCGGCAGCAUGAGCAGCAUUCACCCUGCAGAUUUUGGUGACGUUGAGGUCCAUGGAAGCAUCCAGUUUGCUGUGAACUACAUCCAGAAGCUUGGAGAGUUUCACAUAUUUGUGGUGCACUGCAGGGAUCUGGCCAUGGCCGAAACUAAGAAGAACUACACUGACCCGUAUGUGAAAUGUUACCUUCUUCCUGACAAAACCAAGUUGGGAAAGAGAAAAACCACUGUAAAAAAGAAGACUUUAAACCCAACCUACAAUGAAAUCCUCAAGUUUAAAAUCCUAAUGGAAGUGUUGAAAACUCAGAAUCUGAACAUAUCGGUGUGGCACAACAACACUUUUGGGUGGAACGGUUUCCUGGGCGAGGUGGACCUGGAUUUGUCAGAGUGGGACUUCAGCAACACUCACAUAAAUGAAUUCCCACUAAAGGCCAGGUUCUCAGCACAAAGUCCAGCGCCGUCUCCCCUGCUAGUGAUGGACAGCAGAGGACAGAUGAGAGUCGCCCUGAGAUUCCUGCCGCAGACUUCCCACAGUAAGAGGACAUCUAGGAUAGAGACUGGUGAGGUACAAAUCUGGGUGAAAGACUGCAAGAAUCUUCCUCCAGUCAGAGGAGUUAUUAUCGACCCGUUUGUGAAAUGCACUGUGCAUCCUGACACGAGCCGGAGAAGCCGACAGAAGACGCGGGUGGUGAAGAGGACCGCCAACCCGAUGUUUAACCACACCAUGGUGUACGACGGCUUCCGACCAGAGGACCUUAGAGAGGCCUGUGUGGAGAUCACAGUGUGGGAUCACGACCGACUCAACAACCACUACAUUGGCGGUCUGAGGCUUGGGUUAGGGACAGGGAAGAGUUACGGGUUCAACGUGGUUUGGAUGGAUUCAACGACAGAUGAAGCAAACGUAUGGCAAAGGAUGUUACAGUCUGAUGGUGAAUGGGUGGAGGAUGUUUUACCUCUGAGAAUGUUGGUCAUGGCAAAAAGCAUGUCAAAGUGAGAUUGUAUAAAAUGUGUGGAAACUUUAUGGGAGCACACUGUAUGCACAUUUGGAUGGAUCUGAGUGGAAGUAGCAGCCUUAAUGAGCAAUGUGUAUGUAUCUGUAUUAUAAAUAAAUACGCUUCCAGCAUCCUUAUAAUAUAUAUGAUACAAAAUAGGGCCAAGAAUACAAUCUAAAUUAUAAAAAUUAUAGAUUGUUUCGAUCUAAGCACUAAUGAUUAGUCCUAUUGUUCUAUUAAGUAAUUACUGCAUCAAACAAUUCUCUCUUCAAUAAACAAUAUAUUCAUGUGA
Molecule: messenger RNA, 5162 nt
Organism: Sander lucioperca (pikeperch)
Lineage: Eukaryota; Metazoa; Chordata; Actinopteri; Perciformes; Percidae
Gene: sytl2a
Product: synaptotagmin-like 2a
Exons: 18
Coding region: 457-4872 (1471 amino acids)
Biological process (GO): exocytosis; intracellular protein transport
Cellular component (GO): plasma membrane; exocytic vesicle
Molecular function (GO): neurexin family protein binding; small GTPase binding
Source: RefSeq, a predicted model, not a curated record